AUGAGACUUUGCGCUGAGUGCCCCGAAGUAGGCUAUCGUGUUCUUUUUGGACCGCAAUGCACCGAAAUCGGAGAACAACUCACUCGUAUCAGAGAUGCCCUACAGAAAUACCCAUCGGAGCUGAAUUUCCUUCAUGAAAUAGUAAACGAGCUUCCAUCGCUAUGGCCUGUCAUUACAGGUGCCUGUCCAGCACUGGAAAGCUUACCUGGCGAGAGGGAUCUAAUUUCACUGGCCCAAAGUAUGAACAAGGAAUCACCGGCCGGUCCUGUGGGAGAACCUUCGAACAUCAUUCUCACUCCUCUCACCGUUAUGGCACAUAUAUCUGAGUUCUGGCAGCUCCAAAAUGUUGCCACGCAUCCAGCAUUCCAAUCAGGAUCAUCCACAGCCUCCUCGGCUGCACUUCCGAGGAUAAUUGAUGCUCAAGGAUUCUGUGUAGGUUUCCUCGCAGCGGGUGUUAUCGCUAGCUCACGAGACGCGCGUGAGUUUCAAUCCGUGGCAUCCAAUGCAAUCAGACUGGCUGUCUGCAUCGGAGCGUUGGUCGAUUUGGAUGAAAUGGUGUCUGGUGAGGCUACAUCUAUGGCAAUAAGAUGGGAGUCCGAAGAGAUGUAUGCCUAUCUUCAACAGAUAUUAAAUCAAGACCCAACAGUGUAUAUUUCCUGCAACACGGAUGUGAACAGCGCUACUAUCACGCUUCCCGGUCAGAUCACAGAAUGGAUGAAGCAGCAGCUCAAUGGCUCUGGGCUGCGGUCAAAGCAGAUUUCUCUACGGGGUCGUUUUCAUCAUCCCCAGGCGCAUGAAGAAGGCGUUCUGCAGAUAAUGCAGCUGUGCAAUAAGGACCGUCGCUUUCAACUCCCCAAUAGUGAUACCUUGCCAUUUCCCCUUCGAUCCAAUCAAGACGGCGAGGUGAUUGAGCCGGGGACAUGGUUGCACACCGUUGCCCUGGAGGCAAUUCUCUGUGCAAAGGCAAACUGGUGGAAAACCAUAUCGUCACUGCUCAAUGACUGGGAAUUGGGAGUUGACGAGUCCUGUCUGGUGUCCAUUGGCACAACGGAAUUCGUUCCACAAUCUGCCCGAGGUCGACUGGUGUCCCAAAACAGCAUUCCCAUGGUAUGUGGAAAGCACAGUCCGGUCGACGAGCAAACACCAAGUGUUUCCUCCACUUCAUUCCUGAAAGAAGAACAUGAGGUCGAUGCCCCCUCACAAAAGAGCCAGAUGAUGCCGAUUGCCAUUACGGGAAUGUCUUGUCGAUAUUCUGGCGCAGAUUCUGUGAACGACUUGUGGGACUUGCUAGAGCUGGGCCAAUGCAAUGUGCAAAGGGUCCCCGAGCAGCGGUUCCGGAUGACAGAGCUCCAGCGAGAACCCCGCGGUCCUUUCUGGGGCCACUUUCUGGAGCAUCCAGAAAUGUUCGAUCAUCGCUUUUUCGGCAUCUCAGCGAGAGAGGCUGAGUCCAUGGAUCCGCAGCAGCGCUUGUUGCUUCAGGUAGCAUACGAAGCAAUGGAAUCUGCCGGUUACUGCGGAUGGCAGCAAACCAAGCCCCCACAGGAUAUCGGGUGUUAUGUUGGGGUAGGCUCCGAAGACUAUACAGAGAAUGUAGCAUCUCGUCAUGCAAAUGCCUUCUCCGCCACAGGAAGCUUGCAGUCAUUCAUCAGCGGGCGCACUAGCCAUUUCUUUGGGUGGACGGGACCUUCAAUCACGAUAGAUACAGCAUGUUCGUCCGCAGCGGUGGCGAUACAUCUAGCAUGCAAAGCCCUACAGACACAAGAGUGCUCGAUCGCGGUAGCCGGUGGCGUCAACGUUCUCACUAACCCUAGAGUGUACCAGAAUCUUGCGGCCGCAUCAUUCUUGUCUCCUACAGGAGCGUGUAAGCCAUUUGAUGCCACUGCUGAUGGAUACUGUCGUGGAGAGGGAGCUGGAAUCGUUGUGCUACGUCCUUUGCAAGAUGCCAUUGACCACGGGGACCCCAUACUCGCUGUGAUCACUGGCUCAGCCGUUAAUCAAGGCUCCAACAACUCACCUAUCACAGUACCUGAUGCGCUGUCUCAACGAACACUUUAUGACAAGACGUUGUCUCUUGCGGGGGCAACUCCCGAGCAGGUUACGUACGUGGAAGCCCACGGAACUGGUACGCAGGUUGGCGAUCCAAUCGAGUUAGACAGUCUCCGCAGGGCAUUUGGUGACCCUCAACGGCGACAGGAUCUAUUUGUCGGGUCCAUUAAAGGCAAUAUCGGACACACUGAGACGUCCUCGGGAGCUGCCGGUCUGCUAAAGACGAUUCUGAUGCUGCAAAAUCAACGCAUUCCGCGACAAGCUAAUUUCACAAGGCUGAAUCCUAAAGUCACCCCGCUUGAUCAAGACCGGUUGAUAAUUCCGGUAAAGUCAGCUAAAUGGCAAGCAGAUGCACGAUUGGCGAUGGUUAGCAACUAUGGAGCCUCAGGGAGCAAUGCUGCACUCGUGGUGAGGGAACACAUUUCCAAAGAAGGUCAUACACCCAGCUAUAUGCUGGAUGUUCCGAUCUUAAUUUGUGCGCAGUCGAAAGACUCCAUCAAGGCGUACUGCGGUGCCCUGCGCUCGGCCCUCUUGAGCACUUCUAUCACAGUUCAAAACCUCGCAUAUAAUCUCGCGAUGAAGCAGAACAGAGACUUGUCAUUCUUCUCUACUUUUUCGAUUUCAUCGAACUCAGAGUCCCUGGCCGCCCGUUUGGAGGCUAUUGCUACGGGCGAUUCUGCAGAUCUUUUGAAGAAGCGACCGGCCAGCGAGCCCCGUGUUAUUUUGUGCAUUGGUGGUCAAACUGGUCAGAGGCCGUGGAUUUCAAAGCUCUUGUUCGACAGCUGUGCCCUGUUGCAGAAACAUCUUUUGGACUGUGAGCAGGUGGGUGAGAUGCUAGGGCUCCCCAGUCUCUUCCCUACGAUAUUUGAAUCAGAGCCAGUCACGGACAUGAUUCACUUGCAUUUCUUGCUCUUUUCAAUUCAGUACGCAUGUGCAAAGGCAUGGUUGGACUCUGGACUUCGCGUCAAUCGCAUCGUGGCCCAUAGCUUCGGUCAGCUCACUGCUCUAUCGGUGGCCGGUACUCUGAGCCUUCACGAUGGUAUUUUCUUGAUCUCCGAGCGUGCUCGUCUAAUCCAGACCCGCUGGGGCCCAGAUUCCGGCACAAUGCUUGCCUUCGAGGGCCCCAAAUCGGUUCUUGACGAGCUACUCAUUCAGACUGGCCAUUGUGUUGAUAUUGCCUGCUAUAAUGGGCCGCAGCAAAUAAUUUUGACUGGCGCAGAGGAAUCUAUACGAGCUUUCGAGAACUCCGUCACUGGAAGUAUUUCAGCAAGCAGUGUCAGACUGAGACGACUAAACAUCACUCACGCAUUCCACUCCAGACUCAUGGACAGUAUUACUCCAGGCCUGAUGGGGGUUGCACAGUCACUGACCUACAUGAAACCGACAAUUACCAUUGAAAAUUGUUCCAUGAGUGGUGACUGGUCGACAGUCACACCCUCAAAAAUUGUCGAGCACAGUCGCGGCACCGUGUACUUCCAACAUGCCGUCGAACGGAUAGCUCAAAGUAUAGAAGGUCCAGCUGUCUGGUUAGAAGCUGGAUCUGGCUCACCGAUCAUUCCAAUGGUCCGCCGAGUGUUGGAUAACCUCUCUGGGCAACAUGUGUAUUGCAAAGUUGACCUCAGUGGGCCUGAAGCCGCAAGGAAUUUGGCAACUGUUACUAGUGACCUUUGGGCGCAGAAUAUCCGCGUUCAAUUCUGGCAUUUCCAUAAGCAGCAGGGAGGCACUUUCACCUGGAUGAAUCUUCCUCCAUAUCAGUUUGCGAAGACAAGCCACUGGGUAGACUUUGAGCCCAGUGCGUUUUCGCCCCCAGCCUCAUCGACGGUUUCUCAUCCUGCAAGUCAGCAGCGAACCGGUCUCUUACACCAACUGAGCAAUGGACCGGACAAAUAUUUGUUCGCUGUGAAUACUGGAGACGCGUUGUAUCGGUCAUGCACGCAGGGACACGCUGUUCUAGACCAGCCGCUGUGUCCUGCAUCAAUGUAUAUGGAGCUCGUGCUGCGAGCGACGGCUUGUCUCUCCACUGUGGAUGAAACAUUAAUCCCAUCGGCAUCUCACAUUGAGGACCUCGUCAUUUGUUCCCCAUUGGUUCUGGAUCCACCAGGGGAUGUGCAUGUGGAACUAUCGCCUCACGGACCAAGCUCGUCCAAGGUGUGGUCUUUCUCCAUUUUCAGCAACGGCGGACAGACUCGUGAUAUAGCGACUCACGCCAAAGGAGUCGUUUCCCUUUUGCAAGACAACUCCAGCUCUAUGUCCUAUUUCCAUUCCAUGGGGAGAUUGGUAAAUCAUUCCAGAGCCAAAGCAAUCAUAGAGCGACCGACUUCAAGUGGACUGAAAGGUUCAGCAGUCUAUUCAGCGCUUCGGGAGGUGACCAACUAUGCAGAUCACUUUCGUGGCGUCAGUCAAGUGUUUGCCGAUGACUGUGAGGCCACUGGAAUUGUCACGAUGGCACCCCAUGCUACUGAGACAACCUGCAAUCCCAUUAUUCUAGACAACUUUCUGCAGGUUGCGGGUAUUCAUGUUAACUGUCUUUCUGAUCGCCAAGCGGACACAGUCUUUGUGUGCAACGCUAUUGGGAAAACUUUCAUCAGCAAACUGCUAAUCGGGAAAAUUAGCGGAGCUCUCUUGCCAUCCUGGACUGUAUACACCAAUUACGUCCGACAGGCAAAGAAUCAGAUAACGUGUGACGUAUACGUUAAAGACGGCUUGACGGAUGAUCUGGUGGUCGCGAUGAUGGGUGUUUUCUUCACGCCUGUGUCGAUACGGUCUCUCACCCGCACACUGGCGAAGCUGAACAAUAACAGUUUCGAAGAUGCAAAGCCGACCCCUGUGUGCAGCGUUCCGCCUGAGACACAGCCAUCAAAGAACAUGCUGAGCCACGAAAAAGUCACCGCCGAGGUCAAUGUAGACCGUGAUCUUGCAGCUGUGCAAGAUAUGUUUAGCGAAAUAUGUGGCGUUGAUGCGAACGAGUUAUCUCCUGACACUUCAUUAGUUGAUAUUGGAGUGGAUUCUCUUUUGAGCACCGAAGUGCUGUCGGAAAUCAAGAAACGAUUUCAAAUCGACUUGGCAUAUUCAACCUUGGUGGAACUACCAGAUAUCCAGAGCCUUGCGAGGCAUAUAUUUCCAGGGCGUUCCAACGUAGCCUGCUCGCGGCCUGUUGCUGAGGAGCCACUACCUCGUGGAUCUACCAUGUCGCAUACUGGACCUGUUGUCAGUAUCAACGCUCACGACAGACCGUCGCUAAUCUCAGUGGCUCAUCAAUGUUAUGAAGCAACUCGCACAGCAGUGUCCCACGCGGAUGAUGCGAAUUGGACCAACUUCUUUCACUGUGUCUAUCCUCAACAAAUGAUGCUCAUUACGGCGUACAUUGUAGAGGCAUUCAAGCUGUUGGACUGUCCGCUAGAGUCUUACCAGCCAGGGCAAGUUGUCCCAAUUGUAUCUGUUGUGCCGCAUCAGGAAACCCUCAGGAACCACCUGUACUCUAUUCUGGAGUCCUUCAAUCUGCUCUGCCGCAAUCCAGGAGGAGAGCUUGUGCGGACGGUAACGCCCCUUUCUCCGCUGUCGUCACAAGUCUUGCACACUCAGAUACGCAGCGAGUAUCCCGCAUACGCAUUGGAGCACGACCUCCUCCAGAUUACAGGUCCGCAGCUGGCAAACUGUCUUUCUGGUCAAGCAGACGGAGUAUCGCUGAUCUUCCGUGAUGCCCAAACCCGGCGUUUGGUCGGAGACGUCUAUACCGACUCCCCAGUGUUCAAGUCGGGUAACCUCUAUCUCGCGCGCUAUCUCAUGGAUGUAAUUCGAGGUCUUGGGGACAGUCAACCGAUCAGGAUCCUCGAAAUUGGCGCCGGUACUGGAGGCACUACCAAGUUUCUUCUUGAUCAGCUCAUGAACAUAUCCGGAAAUACUAACCGCAUUCAAUAUACUUUCACGGACAUCUCCUCGUCACUCAUAGCAGCAGCACGGAAGAAGUUCGCCAAAUACGACUUCAUGCAGUACAUGACUCUGGACAUCGAACAGAAUCCGUCUUCGACCUUACAUGGCCAGUACGACAUCGUGCUGUCGACAAACUGCAUCCAUGCUACACGGGAUCUUGCUCAGAGCUGCUCGCAUUUACGUACUCUUCUGCAGCCUAACGGAAUCCUAUGUCUCGUCGAGCUGACACGCGACAUCUUCUGGCUAGAUCUCGUGUUCGGUCUGCUCGAGGGCUGGUGGCGGUUUGAUGAUGGCCGUGAGCAUGCUUUGGCGAGUGAACAGCUCUGGCAUCAGAAACUUCGCCAGGCUGGCUUUGACUGGGUAGGCUGGACUGAUAAUGAGAGCGUUGAAUCGAAUGCGCUGCGUGUUAUCAUUGGGUCACCGUCAGGAGUGCCUGGACUUACUCAAAGCAUUCCUACCAAGCCGACGAAGCUGGAAACCGUUUCCUGGGCACGCAGAAGCAAUCUUGACUUGAAGGCGGAUAUAUAUUAUCCUGAUGAGAUUGACGUUUUGCGGACUCCCCGUCCAAUUGCUCUAAUGAUCCAUGGGGGCGGUCAUGUUACACUCUCGCGCAAGGACAUUCGCCCGUCCCAGACUCAAGUUUUGCUCCGCGCCGGGUUCCUACCCGUCAGUAUUGACUACCGACUCUGCCCAGAGGUCUCUCUACCAAAUGGUCCUAUGGCGGACGCCUGCGACGCUCUCCGUUGGGUUCGCAACACCCUGCCAAAUCUGCCCCUCCUGCGCCCAGAUAUUCGACCAGACGGCAACCGCGUUGUAGUUAUCGGAUGGUCUACCGGUGGUCAUCUCGCCAUGACCCUACCGUGGACAGCCCCUGCUGCAGGUAUUGCUCCUCCAGAUGCUAUUCUUGCCUUCUAUUGCCCCACAAACUAUGAAGAUCCGUUCUGGUCGCGCCCCAAUUUUCCUUUUGGGAAGACGGUCGCACCCAACGACGUGGAGUACGAUGUCUGGGAAGGCGUGCGUGCUGCCCCGAUCGCUAGCUAUAACCCACCGCCACAGGAACGACCACUGGGGGGAUGGAUGUCAACGAAGGAUUCACGCAGCCGAAUUGCAUUGCACAUGAACUGGACAGGUCAGACACUGAAUAUGCUUCUCAAGGGGUCCAUGCAUAUGAACAAAGAAGAUCCCAUCCCCCGUCCUACUGAAGAGGAGAUCCAAGCGGUCAGUCCGCAUUACCAAAUCCACGCUGGGCGGUACCGCACGCCGACCUUCCUCAUUCAUGGAACAAUGGAUGACCUGGUUCCCUUUGCGCAGACAGAGUCAACACAUGAUGCCUUGGUGCAAAACGGCAUUGAAGCAGAGAUCAGAGUGUUAAAAGAGGCCUUGCAUCUGUUUGACUUAUAUCCCAGUUUCCACACGUCCGAGGAAGCCAGGAACGCUGUGGCUGAUGGAUACGAGUUCCUUAAACGGCAUGUAGGACUCUAG
This is a messenger RNA of Penicillium nucicola, 7458 nucleotides long. RefSeq lists its product as uncharacterized. NCBI's taxonomy places the organism in Eukaryota, Fungi, Ascomycota, Eurotiomycetes, Eurotiales, Aspergillaceae. The transcript has 5 exons. The record is from RefSeq and is a predicted model, not a curated record. Gene Ontology annotation, biological process: fatty acid biosynthetic process; proteolysis; secondary metabolite biosynthetic process. Gene Ontology annotation, molecular function: 3-oxoacyl-[acyl-carrier-protein] synthase activity; fatty acid synthase activity; serine-type peptidase activity. Bases 1 to 7458 code for a protein of 2485 amino acids.